UUCGUAUUUUGUUUAUAAUUCAUAAGCGGGGUUUAAUUAAGUCUUAUUGUGACCGAGGGAUCGCAGGAUGAAGCUCGCUUUAACUGUUGGAGUUCUGGCGGUGUUGUGCACUCUUGCACACACAUACAAAAUUCAGGAUCGUGCUGCUAAGAAUGAUGAUGUUCAGAAAACGUCUAACAGCGAAACGAGCCUCUUACGUGCUCUUAUAAGCAAACUGGCUGGGAAAAUCGAAGAAGAGAAGAAGGACGUAGGCGAUGCUGCCAAAACGGACAUUUCCGGAAAAGGACGUUCUUUGUCAUUAUUGCACGGAAGUGGCACUACGUCCUCAGGCAAGGCGGCGGUUGUGCGAGCCGCCCAGCACCUCCGGGAGAUGCAGGCACACGCACAGAAAGCCGGCCGCAACACUGGACAGGCGACUCCCAGUGUCUCACAGUCCGCCGCCCAAACGCACAAAAGGACAUUACAGAAGCUUCGCGGUUUGCUUCACUCGAAACCCUGGUCGAAGACGCAGGGCAAGAAGUCAGUGACGGACGUCGGCUACGAUGAUCCCCUCGAGGAAAAUUAUAUGGAAGAGAUGUUUGAGCGAUGUGUGAUGACGGACGAGGUGGGCUAUCAGUUUCUGAACUAUGAGGACGAGGAGUGCUUUGACUGGGACUGGGCCGUUUACGAAGUCUGCUAUUUCCAGGAGUCCGAAACCAGUCCUCCCGGCUGCGACAAGUGGGGCGAUGUGUGGAACGACAUCUACAUGGCCAAUGAUGAGCUGUAUAUUGAAUUGUACGACAGCAGUUACUACGGAAGUGGAAUCGGCGACUAUGGCUACUACGACACAUCAGUGUGUAAUCACACAUGGGAAGACGCCGGAAGUUUCUGGGCGUGUGUGCGGGAUCAUCUAAGUCAGUACCACGCCGAUGUCGAAGCGUUCUGGGAUGUAAACGGACUUGGCGACUCUGGAGUGCCGUUUCUUGGACCCCUCAUUGGCGAGUUCUUGCAUGAACUGUCCGGGAUAAUGGGUGACAGCCCGGAGACGUUCGCAGAAGUGUUCGCCACAAUCGAUAUGCUUCUUUAUAACAACGUUUACGAGGCCCUGUUACAGUUGAAAGAAGCCCAAGGGGAUGACGAUGGUCAUUUCGCCGAGUUAGAAAGCCUACUCUGGUAUGAAUUCGAGGGACUUUAUAAUCUCAACGUGGAAAUCUGGACUUGGUUGUACACCCACGGGCCGUACAGUGUGGACAUGAGUAUGCAGUAUUCUAACUAUUAGCGAUAUGUCUGUCGGAGAACCUCGGCCAUUCCCCUUCAAAAAACUCGAAAGUGUUUAGACAGUUUAAAAUGUCAGAAUUCUUUACAGUUAACUAAGCUGCAAGUAGAUCGCGUAGUAAUUUCAGUUUAGCAGUUAAACCAAAAGACUUUAUUCUAAGAAAUCGAAAUGAUUUAUGCAAUAAAACGCUUGACUAGAAAUCAAUUUGAACGUAGUUAUAACAAUAAAUGUUAAACCAAACAUUUGAGAAAUAUUAUUAUUCAGUUACUUAUGCAACGGCAUACAUACGAGGCUUGUCGUAAAGCGGAGAUAGCCGAGCUGUUCCGAUUGAUUAUCGAGAUGCCGCUUCAGCUUAUCUUGCGAUCGUAACAACUCGGUCAUCUCCGUCAAUCUUCGGGAGGUCAAUUAUGUUGGGUAAUAGCCGAGGUGUUCCUGGCCUACAUCUUAUCCCGACUCGGAACGGAAAAGGACGAUCUAACCUGAACUUUCUACCUUUGUUUUUCACUUAAUGUCCUUUACAUAAAAUGAUUUUACACUAUAUCUGAUUAACAUUUUAAAUAUCACCAAGUAUGACCUAUUCUUCAUUGCAUCUGUGCAUUGCCGUAAAUUUAUGCUUUUUGGGGCACUCUCUUUCAUGUCUGCUCGAAAUCUGUAUUAAA
Messenger RNA from Mya arenaria, 1914 nucleotides. RefSeq lists its product as uncharacterized. The record is from RefSeq and is a predicted model, not a curated record. NCBI's taxonomy places the organism in Eukaryota, Metazoa, Mollusca, Bivalvia, Myida, Myidae. The transcript has 13 exons. The coding region runs from base 68 to 1258 and encodes 396 amino acids.